UGGCAUCACACUAGUUGCUUGCUGAAAAAUAACUUUACCUUCCUUCCACUUGAUCGAGCAAGUAAAAUCUUAAGAGAUCGAACUGGGUCGUUGAAGAUGUUUACGGGCUUUCCUGUAUUUUUGUCAUGGCUUCAUUACACCUAUUUGUGUGAGGCUACAUGGCCCGCUUACUAGGGAGGGGUGCAGCUGCUCUUUGCAUACCACAGCGUCUGAUGAUCAUUGAAACGGGACCGGCGCUAGCUAGAGUGAUUUGAAAAAGGUGGGAAGCACAGAUCUGUGUCAGACACGCCUGAUUAGCACAAUUUAAAUUGACGUUGACAAAGACUUUCAGACACCCCGAUACAAAAUGGAUCAUAAUAGAAGGCCCAAUAGGCCUGCUGAAACUGUUGACAUUUGUAAAUCUGUUCGUUAUUGUGUACUAACAAGAACACUGGGAUUUUAUAAACAAAUCCGAGACAUUUUGUCCCAGUAUAAAAUUCGCGUAAAUCGCCUGCAGCUGUAAUUGUUGCUAUUUAAGUAAAGAGACUGCUAGUCGUUUAAGUCCUUCGUAUUUCCUUCAAAUUGGCAAUGGAACAAACGCCAGGCUCCUAAAAUCUGCAGUAAUUAGCCCUCAAGUAGCUUAUUAAACCUCUUCACCUUUAGGUUACCCUUUUCAAAGACAUUUGGGGUAAACGCUGUUCUUUUAAUUGCUGUUAUUAAAAAAUCAAUUCCCUUUUCCCACUGACUCCAAACUGGUUUUGAUUGACAUCGGAAAUUGAUAUGUGGAGGGGAAAAAACCUUUGUUAAGCAGUUCCGAAUCCUAAAUGCAGAUCUUAACAGAAUAAUAAACUGAGUAUAACCAUUUCUUCGAGAGGCUUCUGUUUUUUUUUUCGUCAUGUCUAAAGAUUGCGAAGGAGCAGAGACCGGGGCUUUCGGAAGAAGUCGGGAGCACAGAACUGAGACAGAAUUGAACACACCAGAAGACGUUUUUGAGGAUUCCUGUUCUCUUUCACCUUCACUGUCUCCGUCGUCCUCUCCUCCGGGAAUGGCCUCCACUUCUCUCUUGGGAAAGUCGGUUUGUACGAGCUGUGGUCUGGAAAUUGUGGACAAAUAUUUGUUGAAGGUGAAUGAUUUGUGUUGGCAUGUCCGUUGUCUGUCGUGCAGCGUAUGCAGAACAUCAUUGGGUCGACAUACCAGUUGCUAUAUCAAAGAAAAGGAAGUAUUCUGUAAAUUAGACUAUUUCAGAAGAUAUGGAACACGCUGUGCUCGCUGCGGGAGACACAUACACUCGACGGACUGGGUGCGAAGGGCUAAAGGGAAUGUCUACCAUUUAGCCUGCUUUGCCUGCUUCUCCUGCAAAAGGCAGCUGUCCACUGGGGAGGAGUUUGCUUUAGUAGAGGAGAAAGUCUUGUGUCGAAUUCAUUAUGACUGCAUGAUAGACAAUCUUAAGAGAGCUGUGGAAAAUGGAAACGGGGUAAAUGUAGAAGGAGCUUUGCCGACAGAACAGGAAGUUAACCAACCCAAGCCAGCAAAGAGAGCACGCACCAGCUUCACAGCGGACCAGCUUCAGGUAAUGCAAGCACAGUUUGCCCAGGACAACAACCCCGAUGCACAAACGCUGCAGAAACUCGCUGAAAGAACAGGACUCAGCAGGCGUGUCAUACAGGUUUGGUUUCAGAACUGUCGAGCCCGUCAUAAGAAACACGUUAGCCCCAACCAUGCCUCCACUGCUCCAGCGUCCAUGCAGCCUUCUCGUCUUUCCUCUCCAAUGUUGGAGGAAAUGGCGUAUCCAGCCUACGUAUCUCCAGAUGGCCCAAUGCUGACAGCUUUGCACUCUUACAUGGACGCUCACUCCCCAUCAUCCUUGGUGUUUCAACCCCUGCUUCCACACAGCAUGGCAACGUUACCAAUCAGCCAUGCCUGAUUCACCUUUGUGUAUUCCCAGCAGUGAGCAGCUGCUAUCUAUUCAGGUUGGAAGCUUAAAGAAGUGCAUGGAUAAUGACAGGUCUAAAAGAAAAAA
Messenger RNA from Polypterus senegalus (gray bichir), 1999 nucleotides. It is a transcript of the gene lhx8a, whose product is annotated as LIM homeobox 8a. Gene Ontology annotation, molecular function: RNA polymerase II transcription regulatory region sequence-specific DNA binding; DNA-binding transcription factor activity, RNA polymerase II-specific. The transcript is spliced from 9 exons. The coding region runs from base 875 to 1903 and encodes 342 amino acids. The record is from RefSeq and is a predicted model, not a curated record. Gene Ontology annotation, cellular component: nucleus. NCBI's taxonomy places the organism in Eukaryota, Metazoa, Chordata, Cladistia, Polypteriformes, Polypteridae. Gene Ontology annotation, biological process: forebrain neuron development; neuron differentiation; regulation of transcription by RNA polymerase II.